This is a messenger RNA of Aegilops tauschii subsp. strangulata, 543 nucleotides long. Lineage: Eukaryota; Viridiplantae; Streptophyta; Magnoliopsida; Poales; Poaceae. The record is from RefSeq and is a predicted model, not a curated record.
AUGGUUGAAGAUAGCAGGAAAGAGAAGAACAAGUUGGAGGCCAACUAUGACAAGCUAGUCCAAGAUGUGCAUGAGCUUAUGAGCUUCCAGGAGGAGAGGGUGGUGGAUUUCAGACAUCUGCAGUCUGCCAUUACAUAUCAGCAUGAAUGCAGAAGUGAACUGGUGGCUGAUAUGAAGGCACAGAUGGCAAAGAGAGAUGCAGAGUCUGAGAAGCUUAAGCAGAAUUAUGAAGUGCUACUAAACCUGACAAGAGCUCAAGCUACAGUCAUCCAGAACCUGAAGUUGAAGCAUAUUACAGACAAGCAAUUGCUUAGUGAAGCUAAGAUGAACUUGGAGUUGAAGAAUGCAGAGCUCACAAAGUCUGAGGAGAAGCUCACCCAAGAUAAGCUAGAGUUGAAGUUUCAGGUUUCAGAUUUGCUUAAGGGAAAGGAAAAGCAUGGUGAAGAGAUGGUGGAGCUAGAGCUUCAGUUUGCUGAGCUGAUGAAGGCAGAGGAGAAGCUGAAGGAGAAUAUCAAGGGGAUCCAGGCCAUCUUAGAGAAGUGA